AUGCGUGCUCAAACACCACAGCAAAGGAAGGCCAACGAAAGGUACGCGAAGCAGGAAUCUGCAAAGCGUGGUAAAGGCAAGACAGUGGUCAAGUCAAAGCAGACUCCAAGGUCGCCUGUGUCCACUGUGUGGGUGGCCAUUCUCGCGUUCGUUGUCUGUGGAGGAAUCUUCCUUGAGGUUCUGGGGAUCGUACCGAAGCUUUGGUCCACCAUCGUCGCAAGCGUCAGCCGCUUAAUUCUCUGAAACCAGGAAAGCUUGUAAAGACCGUUUAAGUUGCUUUCAAAAACAGCGGCGGCGAUAAUAGUGAUGCACCUAACUGAUAUCCCAAGUCUCUUGUUUUGCGUGCUACCGACGUUUUGGUAUCUUGUUAUUUGUCAUGCCGUGAAAAGCGCAGGUCGCAUGUGCGGAACUUCGAUUAGACACUACUAUGGUGACUACCUGAAUUUAUGUCUCUUAAUUUCAAGUUAUAUUGAUUGACAGUCAUCCUCAAGGAGACAUCACCACCCCAUGAUUCUUGGCCCUCUUCUUCUUCGGCUUGCGCUGGCUAUUUCCAUCUACAACUAAUUCAUGC
Molecule: messenger RNA, 571 nt
Organism: Aspergillus vadensis CBS 113365
Lineage: Eukaryota; Fungi; Ascomycota; Eurotiomycetes; Eurotiales; Aspergillaceae
Product: RAMP4 family protein
Exons: 3
Coding region: 1-243 (80 amino acids)
Cellular component (GO): endoplasmic reticulum
Source: RefSeq, a predicted model, not a curated record